Messenger RNA from Sinocyclocheilus anshuiensis, 1513 nucleotides. RefSeq names its product peroxiredoxin 3 (gene prdx3). Gene Ontology annotation, cellular component: cytosol; mitochondrion. Bases 62 to 814 code for a protein of 250 amino acids. Gene Ontology annotation, molecular function: thioredoxin peroxidase activity. Lineage: Eukaryota; Metazoa; Chordata; Actinopteri; Cypriniformes; Cyprinidae. The transcript has 7 exons. Gene Ontology annotation, biological process: cellular response to stress; hydrogen peroxide catabolic process; response to oxidative stress. The record is from RefSeq and is a predicted model, not a curated record.
UUAGUACGCAGCUUUGACGCUCAAGGUGUUUUUUGCGCAUUGCAUUGAGCACAUUGGCAAGAUGGCAGCCACCAUCGGGAGACUUCUUGGGACUUCUGCAGGAAGAGUUGCAGUCAAUGGACUGAAAGCUUUGGUCCCUCACAAUGGAGCAUCAGUGAUCAGGGCUCCAAAACCCCUUGCUUGCAUUGCUGCACAAAAAGCUUGCUUCUCAAUCAGCGCUGCUAGAUGGGCCCCAGCAGUCACUCAGCCAGCCCCUCACUUCAAAGGCACUGCUGUUCUCAAUGGAGAGUUCAAGGAGAUCAGCCUAGAAGAUUUCAAGGGCAAAUACCUGGUCCUUUUCUUUUACCCACUAGAUUUCACAUUUGUUUGCCCCACAGAGAUCAUCGCCUUCAGUGACAAGGCCAAUGAGUUUCAUGAUAUAAACUGUGAAGUAGUUGGUGUGUCUGUGGACUCUCACUUUACCCACCUGGCCUGGACCAACACCCCGAGAAAGAGUGGAGGAUUAGGGAAAAUCCACAUACCCCUGUUGGCUGACCUCACAAAGCAAGUGUCCAGGGACUAUGGGGUCCUGCUGGAGGGUCCUGGAAUUGCACUAAGGGGUCUUUUCAUUAUUGAUCCUAAUGGAGUGAUUCGACACAUGAGUGUAAACGACUUGCCAGUUGGACGCUCUGUUGAGGAAACCCUCCGCCUGGUCAAGGCCUUCCAGUUUGUGGAAACCCAUGGUGAAGUCUGUCCUGCCAGCUGGACCCCAAAGGCGCCCACAAUUAAGCCAAAUCCAGCUGGCUCGAAGGAAUACUUUGAGAAGGUCAACUGAAAACUCAAAACCACUGGUACUGACAGAUCAUGCAGAUCUUAGCACUUAAAUGAAACAAGUCCAUAAUUCAUAUCCAAAAGAAAUAUACAUAUUUAUAGACUUCAUGUAUCAGUAUGUAGGCAGUUAUUAGGGAGCAGAAUCUGUUUUGAUUUAUGUAUUUGUUACGCUGUCCAAAUAAAAACUGCACUGUUAUGGAUUUGUCUCUUUGCUAUAGCAGAUGCUUUCUGUCCAAAGUGCUUCACUCUCCAACACAAGCAAAGAAUUUUUGACAUUUUGAUUAAAGAUUGUGAGGUCAAAUAAUUUGUAAGCACAACAGCUUAAAAAUUUGCCUUUGUACUAAAGAGGUCAAACUACUAAAGCUUGAUUCUUAAUCAAGAUUGUCUUCAUAUUACAAGUUAUUUUGACAAACACACUUAUGUUAAAGAAAGAUGAAGCUGCCAUCACACCAUUUGUUUAUUCUACUGAAAAGUGCAAUCAAUUACAUACUGAUUUGGUGUAAUUCUUAUAGUUCCCAUCAAAUACUCAGCUGUCCUUGGGCAGAAAUUUUAAUUAUGACAACUUUCAACCUCCAUCUAUAAACCAUGCCUACAUAACCUCAAAAACAAUGUUUAUUUAUUUUUUCUCCUUUAUUCAGCAAGUUAAUAUGCUUAAAAUGUCUCUUUAGACUUCACAUGGAAUAUGACAUGAAGAACCAGAAAU